CCCAGCUCUGACGUGUUUUCCGCCUUUUUCCCCCUGGCGGCAUUUUGGGCGGCGGUGCAACUUCUGGACGUCCGGCAAGGCUGCUCCUCGGCCCCGCUCCGGGCAGGUGGGGCUGCUCCUGCUCUCCCUCGGCCGGCCAGGAGGAAGCAGGUGGCACUGGGAAAAGUGGACCAAGUUCCAGUUGUUAGAUACUUCAAUAGGAAGUCCCCUCAGAGGAACCAGGAGAGACUCUUCAAGUGCUCUGAGGGCGGGAUAUCCUUUGCUCACAAAUCCCUCCUUUUGGUUAACCGGAAGCUGGACAAGGGGAAUGGAUCCCAUCUGUGUUUGAAGCUUUGCCAAGCAUCUCCAGAGCCACCCCAGACUGAAGCCCUACAAAUGUGGAGAGUGUGGGAAGCAUUUUGCUAAAGGCUGGGACUUCAGAGCUCCUUAGCGUAUCCACCAGGGAAAGAGACCUCAGGAAGGCCUCAGUGUUUUUCUAGGCCUCAGAACAGCCCAAGUGAAGAGAAACCCUGCAAUUGUGUGCAGUGUGGCUUUGCUUUUCUGAAAAGUCAGAGAUGCUUAAACAUCAACAAAUCCACACUGGACAAAAACCUUAUCAACGUCUGGAGUGUGGGAAAUCUUCUGUUCGAAAAAGAAGUGUCAAGAUCCAGAGGAAAAUUCACAUGGAAAUAAAACCUGAUAAAAGCUUAGAGUGUGGAAAAUGUUUCACUGGGAGUUCAUUUCUUUGCAACCAUAAUAAAACACACACAGAGGAGGAAAGCAGAACGUGCCCUGAAUGUGGGAAAUGUUUUUCCAGCAAAGCAUGCCUGCAGCGACAUCAGCGAAUCCACACUGGGGAAAGACCCCAUGAAUGCCCAGAAUGUGAGAAACGAUUUGGGACGUCUUCCACACUUCGGAGACACCAAAAGACGCACACGGGAGAAAAACUCUAUAAAUGUAACGAUUGUGAGAAAUGUUUUUCUCGAAGGGGAAUUCUUUUUCAACAUCAGAUCAUCCACACAGGGGAGAAACCCUAUCAGUGCAUCGAGUGUGGGAAAUUUUUUUGUUUGAUAUCAACCCUCAGAAAUCAUGAGAAAAUUCACAGAGGGGAAAAAAAAUUCAAAUGUUUAGACUGUGGGAGAGCAUUUAUUCAUUCAUCUCACCUUAGAAGUCACUGGCAUGUCCAUAUAGGAGAGAAGCCCCAUAAAUGCUCAGAGUGCGAUAAAUGUUUUUCUACGAGACGUAGCCUUUUGAUACAUCAGAGGACCCACAGUGGAGAGAAGCCCCAUAAAUGCUCAGAGUGCGAUAAAUGUUUUUCUAGGAGACAUAACCUUUUGAUACAUCAGAGGACCCAUAUUGCAGAGAAACCAUAUAAAUGUCCGGAGUGUGGGAAGUUGUUUUCUUGCGAACAAUAUCUUAGAAAACACGAGAUGAUUCACACAGGAAAGAAGCGUAUCAGGUCUCUGCAGAAAAAUGAAAUGUGCUCAGAAUGUGGGAGAUGUUUCUCCCAAAGGUCACACCUAAUUCGACAUGAGAGACUUCACACUGGAGACAGGCCCUAUCAAUGCCCAGAAUGCGACAAGCGAUUUGUGGAGUCUGCUGAACUCCGGAGACACCAGAGGGGGCACACAGGAGAGAAGCCCUACAAAUGUGGGGAGUGUGCGAAAGGUUUUCUCACAGCAACACUGCUUCGGGUUCACGGGAGAAUCCACACUGGGGAGAAGCCGUACAAAUGUGUGGAGUGUGGGAAAUGCUUUUCCCGAAAACAACAACUUGGACGUCAUCAAAAGGUUCAUACAGGAGUGAAGCCAUAAAGACUCCUAAAGUGUAGAAAUGUUUUGCUUAAAAGGGAGAUAUCGGAAAAGUCACAUGGGAAAAGGCCUAACAGGCCCUGAUGGUGGAACAGUUUUUCAUAGGUGUUCACCCUUAGAAGUCAUGUAAAAGUUCCUAAAGAACAUGGGAGAGCAUUUUUUUGUCAUUCAUCCCUUAAAAAUGAUACUCUAAUCCAGGUGUAUCAAACUCGCAA
This is a messenger RNA of Crotalus tigris (Tiger rattlesnake), 2005 nucleotides long. RefSeq names its product zinc finger protein 420-like. Bases 555 to 1793 code for a protein of 412 amino acids. Gene Ontology annotation, biological process: regulation of transcription by RNA polymerase II. The transcript is spliced from 2 exons. Gene Ontology annotation, molecular function: RNA polymerase II cis-regulatory region sequence-specific DNA binding; DNA-binding transcription activator activity, RNA polymerase II-specific. Gene Ontology annotation, cellular component: nucleus. Lineage: Eukaryota; Metazoa; Chordata; Lepidosauria; Squamata; Viperidae. The record is from RefSeq and is a predicted model, not a curated record.